This is a messenger RNA of Coregonus clupeaformis (lake whitefish), 4776 nucleotides long. It is a transcript of the gene vps8, whose product is annotated as VPS8 subunit of CORVET complex. The record is from RefSeq and is a predicted model, not a curated record. Gene Ontology annotation, molecular function: protein binding. The transcript has 45 exons. NCBI's taxonomy places the organism in Eukaryota, Metazoa, Chordata, Actinopteri, Salmoniformes, Salmonidae. Gene Ontology annotation, biological process: protein targeting to vacuole; endosomal vesicle fusion. Gene Ontology annotation, cellular component: early endosome; HOPS complex; CORVET complex. The coding region runs from base 89 to 4489 and encodes 1466 amino acids.
ACAACAAGGAAGAGCAGAAUCUGAGAGAUGUGAUACCGCUAGAUAUUAUUUCGUUGUGUAUGUAGAUUAAUAUAUUUGAACUCUUACAAUGUCAGAAUCACCAGAUACACGCAGUUUGGUUUCUGCGUCAUCCCAGCUCAAUUUAAUGGAAAUAGAUACGAUCGAUGAUAAAGAGUUUGACAUUCCCCAAGUGGACACCCCUCCUACCCUGGAGAGCAUCCUGAAUGAGCCUGAGGAUGAGGAUGAGCCCUUCAUCCUGGAGGACACGUGUCUUCUGAACACAGAGAACAUCGAUGCCCACUCCUGUGAGACCUCCUCACUGGCCAGCUCCGACAGCGGAGACCGCACACAUCUCAAACGGAAGAGGAAGACAGUGGAGCUCAACGCUACAGUCCAUGGCUCUGUGCUCCGACACAGCAUCCUGAAAGGCAUCUCUGCUCAGAUAGUCUCAGCCGCCGACAAAGUAGAUGCUGGAUUACCAACUGCAGUAACUGUGUCCGGUGUGAUCGUAGUGGGAACGUCUCAUGGCCUGGCUCUAGUGUUUGGAAAAGAUCUGAACCAGGCUCUCCGUCUGUGCUUGGGCAGCACGGCGACAGGGGCGGAGUAUGGAGCAGUCUCCGCCCUCAGCAUCAACCACGACUGCACCCGCCUUCUCUGUGGCUUCGCCAAGGGACAGAUCACCAUGUGGGAUCUGGCCAAUGGGAAGCUUCUGCGAACCAUUACCGACGCCCACCCACCUGGCACCGCUAUCUUGCAUGUCAAGUUCACUGAUGACCCUACGCUGGCAGUGUGCAACGACAGUGGUGGCUCAGUGUUUGAGCUGGCUUUCAGGAGGUUGAUGGGGAUGCGUACAUGUGAGUCUCGUUGUCUGUUCAGUGGCUCUAAGGGAGAGGUGUGUAAUGUGGAGCCUCUUCUUACUGCCCCGGACCUGAAGGAUCACCCCAUCACACAGUACUCUCUGCUGGCCAUGGCCUCUCUUACUAAGAUUCUAGUGAUCGGACUGAAGCCUUCUCUCAAAGUGUGGAUGACAUUUCCCUAUGGCAAGACGGACCCGACCAGUGUUCCCCAGCUGGCCUGGCAGUUUGUCCCUGUUCAGAAGGUGGUCAACCCCAUCCUGGCAUUCUGCAGAGGAGACACCAUACACUUCCUGCUGGUGAAGAAGGAUGAGACCGGAACCAUCCAUGUCAUCAAGCAAAGACAGCUGCAGCUGAACUGUGACAUCAUCAGUCUGAGCUGGAUCAACAGUCGUACCCUGGUGGUGAUGGACAGUGGGGAGAAGCUGCGUGUGGUGGACCGGCCCAGCCAGGAGGAGUUGGAGACCUUGGACAUGGCUGAGGUGCAGCUGGUCUACAACAGCAGCCAUUUUAAAUCGCUGGCCACGGGGGGAAACGUCAGCCAGGCACUGGCCCUAGUAGGAGAGAAGGCCUGCUAUCAGUCCGUCUGCAGCUACGCAGGACAGAUGGUGUUACUGGGGACCAAGUCAGCCCACAUCAUGACUCUGAGAAACUGGAGGGAGCGGGUGGACUGUCUGUUGAAACAGGAACGUUUUGUCGAGGCUCUGUCCUUGGCCUGGUCCUUCCAUGAGGGCACCGCCAAGGCUGUACUGGGACUGUUUGGGGACCCAGCAAAGAGGAAAGGUGUGGUGGCAGACAAGAUGCUAGAGAUUCUGUUCCAGUAUGUGGAGCGCUCAGUGAAGAAAUGUCCAGAACACGGCAAGAUACAGGUCAUGGAACAACAUUUCCAGGACAUGGUGCCUGUCGUGGUGGAUUACUGUCUGCUGCUGCAGAGGACGGACCUGCUGUUUAACCAGCUAUAUACCCGCCUGGUGGAGAACUGUGUGGCUCGGGGGGUCUUCCUGGAGAGUUUGGAACCCUACAUCGUGUCGGAGCGUCUGGGGUGUGUGACAGCCCCCGUCAUGAGGGACCUGCUGACCCAUCUACAGGAUAACAACAUGAUGGACAGUGUAGAGAACUGCCUGAUACAUCUGGACAUCACCAGCCUCGACAUACAACAGGUGGUCCAGAUGUGUUGGGACAACCAGCUGUAUGAUGCCAUGAUAUACGUCUUCAACAGUGGCAUGAAUGACUACAUCAACCCUAUGGAGAAACUCUUCCAGGUCAUCAGCCCCCCGCUGAGAGAAGGCAAGGCCCUCACAGAUGAACAGGUGGUGAUGGGUAACAAGCUGCUCGUUUAUAUCAGCUGCUCUCUGGCAGGCCGGGCCUAUCCACUAGGAGACAUCCCAGAGGACCUGGUGUCUCAAGUCAAGAACCAGGUGUUUGAGUUCCUUACCAGGCUCCACUCUGCGGAGGCGGGCCAGAAGGAGGAGUUAUACCCCUACAUCAGAACACUGCUACACUUUGACACCCGAGAGUUCCUCAACGUCCUCGCCCUGGUGAGCCAAGUCUGGGAAACACAACAGGAAAUACCACAGAAAACUACAACCACACCUCAGAGAACUACAAGUAGAACUCCACCAACACAGGGAGAGGUAUCUACAAGUCUACAGACACACCUGGUCAGUCAACAUACGUUCCAGGACUUUAAGAAUGACAAGCAGGCUCUGGAGUACCAGCAGAGGAUUGUAGACAUUUUACUAAAGGUGAUGGUGGAGAACAGUGACUUCACUCCCUCUCAGGUGGGCUGUCUGUUUACCUUCCUGGCUCGCCAGCUGGCCAAACCUGACAACACACUCUUCGUCAACAGGAAGCUCUUCGAUCAGUGUUGUGGUUGUGCUGUUCCACAGGUUCUGGAGUUCCUGUGUAGUCCAGACGACGACUCCAGACACACAGAGAGACAACAGGUGCUGUUGGAGCUGUUGCAGGUGGGGGGAGUGGUCCAGUUUGAUGAGGGACGACUACUGGGACUGGCUGAGAAGGCGGAGUUCUACCAGAUCUGUGAGUUUCUGUAUGAGCAGAAGCACCUGUAUGAUAAGAUCAUGGACUGCUACCUCAGAGACCCACUGAGAAAGGAGGAGAUCUUUAACUACAUCCACAACCUGCUGUCCAUGCCUGGCUACAGCUCAGAGGAGAAACAGUGUGUCUGGGACAAGGCCCUGCUGCAUAUUGCGGAGCUGGUGACCCUUGACCCUGCCAAGUCAGCUGACCUGGUGGCCAUGCAUUUCCCUGAGGAAGUGCGACCCAUCAUCACCAAACUACAUGAUGAUCACUUAGUGUUCCAGUUCCUGAGGUGUCUUUUGGACCCGAGUGCUACCUCCAGGGAAGGCCCUCAUCCCCAGGCUCUCCUAAGAGUGAGCCCCGACCUGCAUGAGCUCCACAUGGGCUUGCUGUGCCGCUUUACUCCCCGGCAGCUCACUGACUUCCUCAAGGUCUCUCAGGACUACAGACUAGAGGAGGCCAUCCAGAUAACAGAACAGUACCAGCUCCAUGAAGCUACAGCCUAUCUGUUGGAGAAGAAAGGUGAUUCUCAUGGAGCCUUCCAGGUCCUGCUUAAGACGCUGAAGGACAAACUCAGCGCUCUCACCUCAGAGAAAGAGGGAGCAGAGAAAAGGAGUGAAGAGGAGGGUGAGAGAGAGAGGGAGGAAGAGAGUCCUCUGCAGAGAGUGGAGGAGUCCUUGGGUGACAUCAUCGCUCUCUGUCACAGGAGCUCCCAGAGUCUCAACCAAGAACAGAGAGGGGUGCUGUGGUUUCCUCUGCUAGAAGCUAUGAUGUCACCACAGAAGCUGCUCAAGGGACCGGACGCACGCCAUACAUCAGAGGCAUUGAAGGAGCUCACCAUGAAGGUACUGAACAGUAUGAGUAGUUUCAUCCCCCUGCCUGCUAUCAUCCAGCGCAUUCUACAGGAUCCUGUGUAUGGUAAAGGGAAGCUAGCUGAGAUACAAGGCCUUAUUCUGGGUAUGCUGGAGACCUUCAACUAUGAACAGACAUUACUGGAGACCACCACCAGUCUGUUGAACCAUGACCUCCACUGGUCCCUGUCUCAUCUGCGAGCGGCGGUCAGCAGGGGGCUCCACCCCCGUCAGGACCACUGUAACAUCUGUCUCCAGCAGUACAAGAGACGCCACGACAGCCCAGAGGAAAUCAUCAUAUUCAGCUGUGGCCACCUGUACCACUGCCAGUGUCUGCAGCGGAAGGGGAGUGGCCAUGUGGGGCACAGGCUACUGCAGGCCUGGAGCUGCUACAAGUGUACCUCCUCCCAGGGAGGGAGGGGCGGGGACAGGGUCACCACGGAGACCGGGAGGGGGCGGAGCACCUCCCUCGCACAGACCAAAGUGAUGUCCAGGGAAGCAGGGGAAGAUGGGAAAAAGGUGUUUGCUGAGACCACAUUGGACCCCCAGCAGAGUCAGUCCUGGGACCAGCUACGAUGUCUCUACAGAGGACCUUCCAGGUUGGCCAUCCUGUCGGAAAUCACCCACUGCCAUGGCAAUGAGAAGGCGGGCCUCCUAAACCCAUCCCAACCAGGAACAGCAAGUAUAUUCCACAACGAGAACUUCCAGCUCAAACUCUCCCCACCGCCAUCGGUUGAAGAGUAGGUAGCCUGCAGCCUUGUGGAACGUUCAGAUAUAAAUAUUUUGUGUAGAACAGACACGAUAUCCUGGUCAGGUAGAAUAGGGUGUUCCCUCUAUUUGUUAUAUUUCUAUCUGAAUGUUUCAUCUGACUGAAGACACCCCUGUUGUUUCUGUUGUUGAUUAAACACUACCAUGUAUUCUACUCUGGUUGAUCAAAACUACGUUGUCCACAGAUAUUUGAAAAGGUAUCCAUCAAAUGUUAUGUUUCUGUCUGCAAAAUGUCCAUAAAUAAACCAAUUUGUAACAUUUUA